AUGAAUAUUUGGAUAGCAGCUAGCGAUGGCCGUGGGGAUAUUGUCGAGAAGUUUCUGGCUGACGGGCUGAGUGCGAACAGCAAGGACCCCAACGGGUACACUCCGGUGCAUGCAGCUGCCGCGUACGGUCACCUUGAUCUGCUGCGCAAGCUAUGCCAGGAGCACGGAGGGGACAUCAAUGUGAGGGACAGCGAUGGGGAUACACCUCUGCACCACUGUGAGGAUGUCAGAGUGGCGCAACUGAUCGUCGAGGAGCUCGGCGGAGACUAUACCUUGACCAACGACGAAGGGAAGACCGCGCUGCAAGUGUUUGAAGAGGACGCAGAGUUUCCAGAGCUGAUACAGUAUAUGCGUGUGAAGUCUGGCCUGAACAAGGACGAGGACAGCCUGGGGAUCGACCAGGAUCAGCUCGCACAAUUCAAGGACAGCGUCAGAUACACUCUAGAGCAAGAACCAGACGAACUCACAGACCCAGAGUCUAUUGAGCGCAGAAAGAGGCUUGAAAAGAUUGUCAUGGGCGAGAACCCAGAGCAAGAGUUGGAGGCAUAUAUCAGAGAAAUGGUCCGCUCGCAAAUGAUGAACCAGGACCAGGACCAGGAACCUUCCAAACGUCGUAAGUAA
Molecule: messenger RNA, 621 nt
Organism: Nakaseomyces glabratus
Lineage: Eukaryota; Fungi; Ascomycota; Saccharomycetes; Saccharomycetales; Saccharomycetaceae
Molecular function (GO): protein binding
Source: RefSeq, a predicted model, not a curated record